AUGACCGGGACGCGGAAGGACAUCGUCGUGGUCGACCUCGGUGGAUCGACGAUCAAGGUCGGCUUCGCCGGCGACGCAGAUCCCUCGAGGUGCGCAUCCCCCGCCGCGUCUCUCCCCCCCGAUCGAUGCGUCGUGCCCAACUGCGUGGCCAAGCCCAAGGGCGAGAAGCGCAGCUACAUUGCGGACGAGAUUAACCAGGUCAAGGACAUCUCCUCGCUCAACCUCAGGCGUCCCGUCGACCGCGGGUACGUCGUAAACUGGGACCUGCAGAGGGACAUCCUCGACCACGUCUUCAAAAAGGUGCUCAAGAUCAACCCGCGGAACUGCCACCUGGUCAUCACCGAGGCGCCGUUCAACCUUCCCGCGCUCGCCGCCGAGCAGGACGAGUGCAUAUUCGAAAAGUUCGGGUUCAAAUCCGCGCUGAUAUGCCCGCCGUCUUUACUCGCGCUGACGUACCAUCUCGCGAAGCGGCCGCGUUCGGAUCCGUGCGUGUCGGCGCGAUGCGGCGUCGUCGUCGACGCCGGCUUCUCGUUCGUGCACGCCACGCCGGUGUUCGACGGCAGGGUUUUGCGCAACGGCAUAAGGCGCGUUAACCUCGGGGGCAAGGCGCUGACCAAUUACCUGAAGGAGAUGGUGUCGUACAGGCAGUGGAACAUGAUGGACGAGUACGUCCUGAUGGACGACGUCAAGGAGAAACUCUGUUACGUCGCCGGCUGCGCGGUGGAUGAGCUGAAGCGGGCCAAGGUGCGGGGCGCGUCGAACGAGGUCAACAGGGAGUACGUGCUUCCCGACGGGGUGCACUGCCUGGGAAUGGGCAACGAACGGUUCAUGGUGCCCGAGGCGCUGUUCCACCCGGCGGACAUCGGCCUCAAUCAGGCUGGCGUCGCGGAGGUUGUCACGCAGGCGGUGCGGUCCGUCGCGACGGAUCUGAGGGCGAUGAUGUACGCAAACGUCAUCGUCGCGGGUGGUUGCGCCGCGUUCCCGGGGUUCAAGGAGCGGUUCGAGGCCGAACUCCGGCCGCUCGUCCCAACCGACGAAGCGCUGACGGUGGAAGUGUCCACGUCGCCGACGCUGGACGCGUGGCGAGGCGGCAGCGUCGUCGGCGCCGGGGAAGAUUUCGAGCGGCUGGCGGUGACGCGCGAGGCGUGGAAGAAGGACGCGUCGGAGUUUAGGCGGCGUUACGAGGAACACGCGGGGGUGGUCAAGGGUCGCAUGUGA
This is a messenger RNA of Micromonas commoda, 1218 nucleotides long. Its product is annotated as actin superfamily. The transcript has 3 exons. Gene Ontology annotation, molecular function: nucleosome binding. Lineage: Eukaryota; Viridiplantae; Chlorophyta; Mamiellophyceae; Mamiellales; Mamiellaceae. Gene Ontology annotation, cellular component: Swr1 complex. Bases 1 to 1218 code for a protein of 405 amino acids. The record is from RefSeq and is a predicted model, not a curated record.